Oryza brachyantha (malo sina) is the source of this 1405-nucleotide messenger RNA. RefSeq names its product GPN-loop GTPase 3. Gene Ontology annotation, molecular function: GTPase activity. The transcript has 9 exons. Lineage: Eukaryota; Viridiplantae; Streptophyta; Magnoliopsida; Poales; Poaceae. The record is from RefSeq and is a predicted model, not a curated record. The coding region runs from base 272 to 1072 and encodes 266 amino acids.
GCCGCCGCAAGCCGCACCCGCCGCAAUGCCGCUGUCCACGCUAAUCGCGACCGUGCUCGCCGCCGUCGUCUGGUGCGCCGCCUACCUCGCCGCGGCCAUCUCCGCCGCCUUCUGAUCCGCGCGCCUCCCCCCUACAGCCCACCGAUCUCCCCGCCGCCGCCGCCGCCGCCUUCUGGUCCGCGCGCUUACCUCCUCCAGGCUCCAGCUAUCUCCCUCCGCCGCCUAUCCCCUCUCUAAAACCCUACUCCUUCCCAGCCGCCCCGCCGCCUCCAUGGGAUACGCGCAGCUCGUCAUCGGCCCCGCCGGGAGCGGCAAGUCGACCUAUUGCUCCAGUUUGUAUCAGCAUUGUGAGACUGUGGGUAGGACAAUUCAUAUGGUCAAUCUUGAUCCUGCUGCAGAGCACUUCAGCUAUCCUGUAUCUAUGGAUAUUAGGGAGCUCAUUUCAUUGGAUGAUGUCAUGGAGGAACUUGGAAUGGGGCCAAAUGGCGGGCUUAUCUAUUGCAUGGAGCACCUUGAAGACAAUUUGGAUGAUUGGUUGGAUGAGCAACUGGAGGGCUAUUUGGAUGAUGACUACCUUGUGUUUGAUUGCCCAGGCCAGAUUGAACUCUUCACUCAUGUCCCAGUUCUCCGUAACUUUGUCGAACAUUUGAAACGGAAAAAUUUCAACGUUUGUGCUGUGUACCUUCUUGAUUCACAGUUUGUUAGUGAUGUGACAAAAUACAUCAGUGGUUGCAUGGCUUCUCUUUCUGCCAUGAUUCAGCUUGAACUUCCUCAUAUCAACAUUCUUUCAAAGAUGGACCUGGUCUCCAACAAAAAAGAUGUGGAAGAGUAUCUGAAUCCAGAAGCGCAGGUUCUUUUGUCACAGCUGAACAGACAGAUGGCACCCAAGUUUGGCAAGUUAAAUAAAUCGUUAGCUGAACUGGUGGAUGAUUACAGCAUGGUGAAUUUCUUCCCACUUGACUUAAGAAAAGAGAGCAGCAUUCAGUAUGUGCUGUCGCACAUCGACAACUGCAUCCAGUAUGGGGAAGACGCAGAUGUCAAGGUUAGGGACUUCGAUCCCGAGGAGGACUAAUCAAUUGAUCGCGUGCAAAACAUUAGGCAUUAUGUAGUGAACAUGUAGUGAUGGGACUACAGAGUAUUCGAGUACUCAGAAGCAUCCGCAGGAUUAUUACAAUGUUGUUUACAUAUGAGUCCUAUCUGUUGAUCAAACAGGCAGAACGCACGCUAUUAUCUGCAACUUACUGUAAAUCAAGGUAAUCGGUUGACUGGCUAGAAACAAGCUGCUACUUGUCAAAAAAAAAAAAUUCUGUAUGACAUCAAAUACUAGAGGUACCUGAAUGUCGACAUCUCCCUUGGAUAUGUUACACCUUAAAUUAAACUUGCAAGGUCUAUUUGGAGUAAUGCA